This is a messenger RNA of Symbiodinium sp. CCMP2592, 4095 nucleotides long. The record is from the annotation of a GenBank genome assembly. Lineage: Eukaryota; Dinophyceae; Suessiales; Symbiodiniaceae.
AUGACGCAGAUUGCUUUCCCUGCCGACUUGCUUCGACAACUUCAGGAGAACGUGUCUUUUGAUCUUGGAGCCAUCGAAGAUAUCCGAGCAGCGAUGCAGGAAAUCAGCGAUCGACUUAACCAUCGUACAGGAAUCCUAGGCCAAGCUGUGCAAUCCUUGGACUCAGGUCACCGUCAGGUCUUUGAAGGGUGCGUUACUGUUGAAAAUCAGUUGGAAGAAUUCAAGCGGAUUUUGAGGGCCCAGCAGACCGUGAUUGAGGAGCAAGCCUCGACAUGGACCAGGGAGAUGGCUGCAAUGAGAGAUCGUUUGGAAGACAACCAGGCGGUAAUCAAUCAACAGCUUGUCGUGAUAGAUCAGGCGAAGCAGCGCGAAGCCCUGCUAUUGGCCAAGGUGGAAUCCAUGGCUGGACGUCUGAAUGAGAUGGAAACCAUGCUGUCCAGUAUGAGUGCGAGUGUGAACGAACACAAGGGCCGGCUAAGCAUUCAUGAAACUUACAUUUCAGCAGCUGUAAGUUCGCAGGCUACAGGGUCUCAAGAGGGCGAUGCUGGUGCUGCCGAGGGUGAUUUGGCAGUCCAAGUUCGCAUGUUGGCCGAGAGGGUGGAUCAAGAGCUGGCACAGAUUGCUCGUGGGGACGCUCACGAUGCAGAGGCUGGAUCUUUGAAGGACCUGAAUGCGGUUGUAGACCAGCUUGACGAACGGGUAACGGCACUGGAGACAAGCAUGGAAGAGUGGGAAAAUGCGGAUUGUGAGGAUGAUCAACGUCCUUGUGAGUCUGAAGCGCAUGUGGGCGGAAUGCCCCAGCGAUUUGACUUGACACCGAAUUUGCAGGACACUCCUACGUGGGGAAAUCAAGAGCCUGCAGAUGAACAGGAACCAGAUGCUACCGCUAUGUGGUGGCAGCAACCUUUCGAGUUUUCAUCAACAGAGCAUAGUGCGAAUGUAUCCAUUGGAAGGCCAACGCAGAAUGUCUGGGGAAUUAGUGAUCCUCCUGGUUUGCCAGCGUACCUCCGAGCUCCAAAUGUGGUCGCAGACAACGCUGCGGAUCCUGGGCAGGGGAAUGACUUCGUUGAGGUUCGAAGAUACUUGACUCAGCAGUACAAGCAGUGCAAUCGCAAGGUUUGCAGUGUGACGGUUCCCAUGUGUCCCGAAGCCUCAAGCAUUCUUGACAUUGAAGAAGUCAUGGCGCAUGUGGCAGAUGAUCUAGAGUGCUGUGAAGCAAGCUUGGUUGCUGUGGAGCCAGCAACAGACCAUGACGAAUCAAAAGAGAGCCAGUUUGAUGCGGUCAUGCAUGGGCUUUUGGUUUGUUUGGCCGAGGUGGAAUGUGUGGAACCACGUCACGAUCUUGGUUUGCUAACCGUCGAGGAGCGCGAAUACGGCCCUGAAGAGGCGAAGGAAGCAGAUUUCUUCCAGGCGGCGAAGUGUGAAGCAGCAUGCAACAAGGCUGUGGAGAGUUCAGCUAAGGAUGCUGAGGUCACCAAGUCCAGGGAUAAGAAUCUUGAGUGGCUUGAGGGAAAGACCUGCACCGUUUGUGGGAAAUCUUCCAAGGCAUGCUAUCUUGAGAAGCUGGAUAAGGUGACGCCAGAGCCAUGUGGAUAUCAGGUUCCUGGAUUUGAUGAAGAAGCAGAGAUGGUUGAGCAAGAGCGUCUAGCCCAGGAGCUCAAGAGCUUUAAGGCAAGCGCGGAACCAUGUGGAAACGAUGUUUUCUUCGGCCCACGUCGCGAGGAUUGGAUUGGAGCGGCACGUAAGGAGCUCGACAACAUGACGGUGCAUCAGAAGGUUUGGAUUGAGGUUCGAAAGGGCCAUAUCCAUGAGGAUUUGGGUCUAGACAGAAGCGUGAAGCUUCCUAAGGCCCUACCGAUGCAACUUGUCAACACCUUGAAGCCUUUGAAUGAAAGCUCUGGACCAAUCGACGAGCCGAAAGUGAGGAUCGUAGCAUGCGGAAAUUUCCAACAUGAUUCCCAGGACAAAGAGGACUUGAGCACGCAGAAUGUGGACAUGUCUGUCUUGAGGACCAUGGCUAAGGAAACUGCUCUAAGGCCAUCGUGGAUCAUGGGAGCAGGUGACAUCAGCGCAGCAUUUUUAAACACCUUCUUGGGUGGUAAAGACUUGGUCAUUCUUGAGCCGCCGGCAGUCCUUAAACGACUGGGUUUGAUUGCGGAAGAUGUUCAGUACGUCCCAAUCAGAGCAAUCUACGGGUUGCGACGGUCCCCUUUGGACUGGAGCCGGGAUCGAGACGGCAAGAUUUCCGGUAAGGUUUUGACCGAUGAUCAAGGAAGGCAGAUCCACUGCGUGCCUAUCGCGCACCAGGACGGUCUGUGGAAGCUGCUAUGUGGUGACACUCUAGUGGGAUUAGUAGCCAUGUAUGUAGAUGAUUGCUUGGUAACGGGCGAACGAUCUGCAGUGGAAGCGUUCUUGCAGUUUGUGAGCGCAGAGUGGCGAACGAAAAUCCAGGGUUUCAUCGCGAGACAAACGGACGUGCAAGUGAAAUGCAACGAUGAACAAGUGGCACAGAAGCAAGCGCUGAACUUCUUGGGAGUAGAAAUUUCCUUCGAGGGGGAUAAGAUCGUUAUCCAGCAGCGCCGCUGGAUUCUUCAAGAGCUGAAUCGCAGAGGCUGGGUUCAUAUGAAGGGUUCGCAGUCACUUCCUCAGCUGGAGAUGGCCGAGGAUGAAGCACUUGACGAGCAUCAUGCCAAGAAUCUGGCCAAUGCACGGUCAGAAAUUGGAGCUCUGAUGUGGAUUGGAAUUCGGAGUAGACCCGAUGUCCUUGCUGCUGUGUCAAUGGGAGCGAGUGUUAUGCAUCGCCGACCAGAGGCGAUCUGUAAGUUCUGUGUGGGUUUGUGGCGCUAUGUGCGAGGGACCCUUGAUGAGUGCUUGCAGUAUGGACCGGAUGGGAAUCCGGGUGAGAUGACUUUCAUUUCAGAUGCAUCGUUCGCCCCUGAGGGCUCUCGAAGCCGGACAGGUGGCGUGUUGUGUUAUGCAGGCAGUGUGAUACAUUGGUUCUCCUGUCGACAGACAGUCACUGCUUGGUCAGUUUGUGAAGCAGAAACGGAUGCACUGGCUGAGACCUUGUCCCAGGGGAUUCGUCUUACGUAUGUGCUGCAGGAUCUUCUUCAUAAGCCUGUGACGAGGUACAAGCUUUCGCAGGAGGUCUGUGACUUGCAGGCUCGGCUCCUCUACUCCCGGCUCUACCACGAACUCAAGGACGUGAUGAUUACAGUGAGUGGGCUGGACGAAGAUGCUGCGGAAAAUGCACAGCACGAAGGCCUCUGCGUCAGUGGGAUUAAGACCUAUGGUUUCAGCUAUUGGCCCUUGAUGUUUGAGGCUCACUGUGCCAGAGAUUACCGUUUUCAGGGUCAGGUUGACUUCGAAGCGGUGGAUGAGCAGCUCCGUGAUCUCGAGGACCAGGUUCGCCAGUUGGAGGAGGCUAUCACCCCAGAGCCAGAGGCACGGCCCGAGUCGACGUGUCGUCCUUCGGAGCUCAACGAGGCGCUGGUUCCGCAAAAUGUGCCGCAAAGCGAUGACCGAGAAAUGCUUCUUGGCCUGGGUGAGGAGUGCCUCGCCAGUCUCGCCGACCGAUUGGAGCCCCUCGAGAAGGCUUUCCGGCUUGUGGCGGAGUGUUUCGGCCAUCUCGGCCCAAAAGGCCUCAUGUCAUCUUUGGAGAAUGGGCACAGUGACGACGAGCUUGAGCAGCUGGUUGCCAAGGUGAGCAACUUGCAGCUGAAUCCCGCCCUGGAGGCUCGCGACUUGGAGGCGUUGGCAUCGAAAGUCUGCUGCCAAGAGGAGGCUGUUGCGCGACUCCGCGCCGACGUCGACGAGCUGCAGCUACUGAACCGAAAGGUGGCUUCCCCCAGCUCGAAGGUGUCUCCUCUGGCCAUGGCACGCGGGAGGCUUGACAUGCUCAGUGCUGAGAUGGACGAGUUGCAUUCCCGCAUGAGAGAUGGUGCAGGUGUGCCGGCGUCCAACGCCAAACUCCAGGAGUGGCAGAUCGCUCCAGGCGCAGGCGACGCAACCAACGGAUCCUACGAGACGCAGGCCAUGCCAGGCCCCAGAUCUGCAGGCCUAGCCCAGUCACCUUUGCGCACAGCCGUGGGCUGA